This is a messenger RNA of Talaromyces marneffei, 1293 nucleotides long. RefSeq lists its product as uncharacterized. The transcript is spliced from 2 exons. Lineage: Eukaryota; Fungi; Ascomycota; Eurotiomycetes; Eurotiales; Trichocomaceae. Bases 1 to 1293 code for a protein of 430 amino acids. The record is from RefSeq and is a predicted model, not a curated record.
AUGUCAGCACCAUCUUCGCCAGUCUCGCCGAGACAUCGUCGACACCCAUCCAGUCUUGAUAUAACCCCAACAAUAAAUGACGCAAAUGAUAAUGGAUAUUUCUAUCUACAAACCCCACAGUCCCCGGGCGCUCUUUCCGCGGACGGUCAGCAUCAGCGACAUUCUAUAUCGUCAAUCAGUGACCGACGCAUGUCUGCAGAAUAUAUGGGAGCUGUUGAUUCAGGUGGAGGGCUGGGAAAUCUAGCAGAUGAACUGGCUGAUGCAUGGGGUGAUGGUGAGGGAUACGACGACGCUUCAGGAAUAGAGGUCAACGAUCAAGUGAACAAUAUACACCAUGAAGAUGAGCAUUCGUCAGGAGAACAGACACCCCGCGAACAGACGUCGCCUACCCAUGCGAACAGUUUACAGCCUCCGAGGAAUAGGCAGAAAACAAUACAAAAUCGACAUCGACGCACAGAAUCUCAAUACGACGGCUCGGAUUAUGGGAACGACUCGGACUUUGACGAGGGGAGCGAAUUCUCCCCGAACCUAGAGAGGAGACUGGCGGGAAUUGAGAGUCUGGCUAGACGGGGCAUAGAAGAGAAUGGCAGCUCGAAUGAUCAGAUUAUUCACCGGUUUGUGGAAGGUCUCAAGGAUCUAGGCGCGCAGAGCGGUAUUGAGAAUGGAGCCGCGAGAUUAAUAACCGCUCAUACAUCCAUCACGUCACAUCUCACGCACCAAACCCGAGCGUUACAAACAUUAAUACAUCCCCUCCUUUUCUCUCACUUCCCUCUGAUAUCUACCGAAUCCAUGGACGACCUGAUACCUUUGAUCGACGAAGGUCUUCUCCCGAAUCUGCCUCUUCCCUUCCCCACACAACGAGCACGCAUCAGCAGCCCCAGUUCUACCCUCAGACCAGAAUCCGCCUCUUCCGUACGAUCGACACAAAGCCAAAUAGCAGCAGCAACCGCAUCCAUGGACCCACUUCUAUCCCUCCAGUCCCUACUAGGCCAAACAUCAGACCUCACCCUCACCCUCCGCACACUAAGCGACACACUCCAUGAAUCCCGCCAACUCACAUCCACAGCCUCGCGCCGCCUCAGAUCUGCUCGAGAACUAGUCGCAGAAAUCAAACGAGAAGACGAGGAUCGCGAAGAAGGUCAUCGUUGGAUAGAAAGUGGCCAAUGGGACCGGAAGCUCAAGGAGCGCGAAGCAGGAAGAGUCUGUGGGGAGGUUGUCAGUGGCUUUGAGGCGGUUUGCGGUGAAUGGAGGAGGAAAUUGUUCGGUGCUACGGCUGCCGAGGCAGCAGCUUGA